UUGUAUUUGUUUUGAAGGUGCUACCUCAUUCCUAUACAGUAGAUGGCGGUAUCGCGCUAUCAAAACGCAACAAGGCGACAACGAAGAAGUGUAACAGCAGCUUGUAUAACUCCAAUAAUGGACACACGGUUCACUCGAGGGAAAUCCAACAUCUUGGAGCGCCCCUUGACGAGACCCAAGACGGAAGUCAGUGUGAGUGCAUUUGCAUUGCUGUUCUCAGAGAUGGUCCAGUACUGCCAGAGCCGAGUGUACUCGGUUUCUGAGCUGCAGACGCGCCUGGCCGACAUGGGCCAAAGUGUGGGAGCCGGCAUGCUGGAUGUGCUGGUGUUGCGGGAGAAGAACGGCAAAAGGGAGACAAAAGUGCUCAACAUGCUGCUCUUCAUCAAGGUGAAUGUAUGGAAGUCUUUGUUUGGGAAAGAGGCUGACAAACUGGAGCAGGCCAAUGAUGACGACAAGACGUACUACAUCAUAGAAAAGGAGCCGCUCAUCAAUGCUUACAUCUCUGUGCCGAAAGAGAACAGCAGCUUAAACUGCGCUGCCUUUACCGCAGGCAUUGUGGAGGCCAUCCUCACCCACAGCGGCUUCCCUGCCAAGGUCACUGCCCACUGGCACAAAGGCACCACACUCAUGAUCAAGUUUAAUGAGUCCGUCAUAGUCAGAGACAAGGCUUUGGAUGGCAGAUAAGGACGACGAGAGAUACCAGGGAGUUGGGUUUUUGUUUUGUUUAUCAAUGCAGGUCAAAUACCAAAAACAAUUCCGACUUUAUGUUGGGGUGAGAUUUGUUCAUGAGGUUUACUUUGUUUUGAUAAAAGACUGUGAUAUUCUGGCUGAUGCGGCAUCCUCAGUUGGAAAAGAUCUACAGUGGAUCCCCGCGCAUUUGCGUGUCAGCAAACAUCCACCCUUAGUCGAUAAUAAUUUCUAAAUAUGUGAUAUUACAGGUAAAAUGUCCAGCGUGUGCCACUGUUGGGGGGGAAAAAAAAAAGCCCGCAAUUUUUCCGUUUGCGUCUUCAUGCUUCACUGAUGUUUUUUUCAUGAAGGGUUGAGAUGUCCUACUGUGUUCGAUGGUCCUUGAAAGCACCAUAAUUGUGAGACCAGUAUGUGACUGAUUCCAUCUGUUCACUGAUCAUCUUACAUUAUCAUUCAUUAGUGGUGAGUACCAAUACAUUUUAUACUUGAAAUGGUGUGGUUAAACUGUGUGCGGCGUAUUGAAGAGCGACGUGGGAGGGUUCUGAAGCUGUAUCUAAUCUAAUAAUAAUUACAGUCUGAGGAACACGUCAAUGUCAAGCUGGCAGGAGGGUUUGGAGGGGGAGGAGCGAGCCGUGUGUCAAAAAUAGACAUUUUGUGUUUUUUUGUUUUUUUUGACAUUCUCCGGUGGUCCUGUAUCGUAACCAUCGUGAAAAGCGGGGAACUACUGUGUUUAGUUCGGUUUUGCAAAUUUUUUGCAGAUCAUGUCCUGUUCCUGAAUUUGCACAAGAAAAUAUAUGAUCAUUCCUGUCAACAGGUUGUUUUUGUUUCAAAAUCUUACAGCUGUGGUAGCUUGUUCUCAGCCAUCACUCCAUUGCAUUCAUCGUUUAGUUCAGUGUGCAUAUUGGUAAUCAUUGAUUUCAUGAUCAUUAGCCACACUGUUUAGAGGCACGUCUUAUUUUGAAAGAUGUCAGUUAUGAUUCACUCAAUUUUUGCACAUGAAAGUAGAAUUGAUUCUCAAAAGGGUCUCAAGACUCCUAACGUAUGGUAAUCAGCCUGAUAAUUAUACACUGACGAGGUGUAGGUUCUGUUGGCCUAGUUCUUGUCAAAUACUUCUAGUUAUAAAUUUAUAAAUUACACAAUGAGCAAUUUACAUACCAACAUAAAUAACACUACAACAUUUAAGAAAAGCUAAACUAAAAUAGUAAAAAAAGAAAUACAGCAAUAAUAGUAAUAAUUCCAUUCUUUUAAAUAAUGGCUAAAACUUAAAGGCUUACUUAUUCUGUGCUGGGUGAUUCAACGUUUCCGUGAUGUCAUUGGUCGGUGCGGUUGACAGCAGUCACAUGAUGGCGCCACGUGACAUCCCGGAAGCUGCCAUGGGUUUUGUUCUGUAUGAUGUAUUGUUCGUUCACCGCGACGCCGAGUCGCGCAUUGUGUAUGCGGACGAGACUCGACAAAUAUGAACAUGCUAAAACAUGCUCACCGUCCCGCGGUGGUUAUUGAGGUAAUUCCCUGCCUUUUGUCGCCAUUGUGAGCGUCCGAAACAUCACUAUGGCAUCUUCGAGGUGCGUUCAGGACCUUGCCACAGGUUUGUCAAAACAACCUCCUCUUCCCUGUUGUCUUUCAGUGAUGGACUUUUGUGCUUUUUCUCCUAAUUUCUCUAUUUUUAAAAAAUGACUAUGUAUACAGUAAAAAAAAAAAAAAAAAAACGUUUUUACUGAACGAAUAAUACACAGGUGAAGCCAUUCAUUCUAUUGUGUUUUUGUUUUUAUGUGAGGCCCCGUAUUUCUUUUGUAAAAAUAUUAUUCAAGCCGAAUACAUGUAUUGUUUUACGUGUACAACAAUAUGUAAAACAGUUUCACAAUUUGUAGUAGCUGCUGCACAGUUCAGAAAAAAAUACGAUGUUCUUGCUUAGAAAUGAGAUUGCGAUUCUCUGGAACACGCACAAACGACGUUUAUGUGUUUGUAAAGCACACUUUUAAAAAGUAUCAUAAUUUUCAAACUCCUUAUUGUCUUUUUCAGCUUUAAAGAAAUGAAUAAAAUGACGAAACAAUCCAUAAAGUCAAAAACAUUGCACGCUCGCGACUCACCCGUGCUACAGGGAGACUUUUUGUGGAAGCAGGUUAUACAGACACAAUGGCAAGCAGACGAGCAUGUGUAGUUUAGUUUUGUUUGCUGGAAACGCUCAGGAAGCGUACAAAAAAGAUUAAAAAUUGCACUGACAGCUUUUAAAGCUGUCAUGACAGGCCAGACGAACACGGGUACAAGAAAAGUAAGCCUAACUCAAACCAAAACAGAAAUUAUAGUAGGAAGCCCCUCAAUAAGCUCAAUGUGAUUGCUCAUAGAUGCUGUCUCAAAGAUGAAUUCCGCAAUAUAGUGCUAUAUUAUACAAUAUCAUAACUUUGGAGCAUCAAAAUGACAUCUUUGCUGGUUAUCACAAUCGGAAAUAAGUGAUUAAUACAUGGCAGCAUAUCAUGGAUGGCAGUGUAGCUUGUUUUUUUCUUUUUUCAUUAGUUUGUUCCUAUUUUUGAUUCCUGCAUUUGUGUCCUGCUUCCACCAUUGUAUGCCACAAAAAAAGUGACACUACGAAGAGAGACCUGUGUUUUCACAUCUUUUCACAAUCAUGAAGCAACCCGUGAGCCUUCGUCCAGUAGCAAAAGAACUUGUGUUCUUUAAUUACGUCUUGACUUGCAUAAUAAAUGUUUUUUUAUUGCAAGAUGAAACUCUAA
Dunckerocampus dactyliophorus (ringed pipefish) is the source of this 3413-nucleotide messenger RNA. It is a transcript of the gene trappc5, whose product is annotated as trafficking protein particle complex subunit 5. Gene Ontology annotation, biological process: endoplasmic reticulum to Golgi vesicle-mediated transport. Gene Ontology annotation, cellular component: TRAPPIII protein complex; TRAPPI protein complex; TRAPPII protein complex. The coding region runs from base 43 to 684 and encodes 213 amino acids. The record is from RefSeq and is a predicted model, not a curated record. The transcript is spliced from 3 exons. Lineage: Eukaryota; Metazoa; Chordata; Actinopteri; Syngnathiformes; Syngnathidae.